UAGAGUGGCAGUCUGGGCAUGCCUAAGUGGAACAGCACCUUUAACGUCCACUUGUGAUCGCUAAGGUGGAAGCCACACAGUGUCAUAUGUCAUUAGUGUUGUAACGUGUUCUCUGUAUGUAUGUGAUGUUAAUAAAUGUCAGAAUUUGCGUAUUGCGCAAUAAACCGAGUGAGACCUCUACUUGCAUUACCCGUAGCGGUGACGUUUCUGCGUGAGCGCCUCUCUCUCUCAGCACUUUCUGUGGUUUAUGCUGAGGAAGUUUCUCAGAGCCGCAGACACUCUCUGAGACGCAGUGACACGGUCUGUAUGAGCUGCAGCAUCAUGUCCAACGGGGCAAAACAAGCUGAAGAGGUCUCUACGAUGGACCGGAGCCCAAAAGACCACUACAGAGACAUCGCUGAGGCAACACAGACCCUGAGGGACGGCCACCAUAACCUGCAGAGGAUCGCGGACUACUGUGAGAAAAACUACACGGAGGCUGCUGACAAGCAGAAGGCUCUGCAGGACACCAUGUCCCUAGUGACCCAGACGCUGGCCAGUGUGGCUUGCCAGGUGGAGGUGGCUGCCCGCCAUGUGGCCUACGUGUUGGAGGAGCAGAGCCAGACCCUGGUGCGACAUGAGAUGCAAAUCCGCCUUAUCUCCCAGCUCGUAGAUAUUCACACAGAAAGGGUUUCCCGUCACAAAAUUGGGACUUUGACGACAAGGAAGAGAACAAAACAUCCUCCGAAAAUCCAAAGUGAGGAGAAACCGGGUCGACCGACUUCCUAUACCCGAGUGCCUAUUAAUUUCACAAGUCUCGACCAUGUGGGUCGCGGGGUGACGGAUUCAGAUUCCCAGUUCUCGAGAACCGGAACCAUGUCCCGCAAGGUUAGCGUGAAAUCACAGACACAGGGCGGCGUUUUGGGGAGAAAUUCUCGAUUAAAAGAUCCUAUUCUUCCUCCUGUGCUUCCUGAGGGGAAGUUUCCUCUACAAUCAACAGCACAGUUUCCCGACACGCCGUCUCCGGUAUCGCCUCGUCCUAACGGCACAAUAUGUGACUUCAUUCCUCCUCCUCCUCCUCCACCUUCAUCCGUUCACCAGGAUUCAGAGCCCCCGACAGCUGAGAUGAACCACUUGGCAAUAAUGAAUGAGUACCAAUACGACGCUGAGCUCUCUGACUACCCUUCUACAACAGAGCCCAGUAACCUGCCUCCGCCUGUCGAUUACGAAAUGAAUGACUUACCCUGGUUUCCCAAUUCCAUAGAGGAAGAAAACGGUAUUUCAUUGCAGGAGUUUGGUGACUCACUCCCACCCCCACCUCCACCGCCAGAUUAUGAAAUGCGCGAAGACAUUUGGCCGCAAGAAAGAGUUACUGAUUUCCAUUACUGCUUCUCCUCUCUGGACCAUCUUCUUCCUCUUCCUCCUCCUCCUCCUCCAGACGCCUAGACAGGUUUUCUUUGAUUAAUUGUACUACUCUUACUAACGAUGCGCUCUAUACGUUGUAAUGCCAUGCUGGGAGAAUAUAUACACCUAUAGUUUUAUUGCUUUCCGCCCAGUGGCUCUUCCCGGAGUGUUACAUUGUAAUAGGUAUCUUUGAAUCUAAGACCAACGACUGAUUAAGGUCUGAGUCUUGGGUCCCGGGUAUUAAAUACACGUUGUUGUAAAGUAUUAUCUUUGAAGAACAGGUUUUAGUUCCUUUGUGUAAGAAUCCAGCUUAAUAUCCGAAGCUGGGAACUUAGAACAAAGAGCCGAAGCUUCCCAGCAGACACAGCGGUAGAGAUUUGUUUAGAAAUAAAAUGUAUUGUAAUUGAAAUGUUUAAAUUGAACCCAUUGUACAGCGCUACGGAAUAUGAUGGCGCUAUUUAAAACAAUAAAUAAUCGUUUUCCGUGUGGCAAA
This is a messenger RNA of Spea bombifrons (plains spadefoot toad), 1876 nucleotides long. RefSeq names its product ABI family member 3 (gene ABI3). The transcript has 9 exons. Gene Ontology annotation, molecular function: SH3 domain binding. NCBI's taxonomy places the organism in Eukaryota, Metazoa, Chordata, Amphibia, Anura, Pelobatidae. The record is from RefSeq and is a predicted model, not a curated record. Gene Ontology annotation, cellular component: lamellipodium; intracellular anatomical structure. The coding region runs from base 136 to 1425 and encodes 429 amino acids.